Rana temporaria (common frog) is the source of this 4719-nucleotide messenger RNA. Its product is annotated as latent-transforming growth factor beta-binding protein 3-like. NCBI's taxonomy places the organism in Eukaryota, Metazoa, Chordata, Amphibia, Anura, Ranidae. The record is from RefSeq and is a predicted model, not a curated record. Gene Ontology annotation, molecular function: calcium ion binding.
CUCUCACUCCCUCACUCCCCCUCCUCCAUCUUCCUGUUUUCUCACUCCCUGUUUCUUUCCAAGCCGCUCUCAAGACAUGACUCUCAUCUGGAAAACUUUCUUCCUAAAGCUUUCAGAGCGCCCAACUAUAGUGACGGUCACUGUCUAACACUAUACGUUUCUGCUUCCCCUUCUAACUUCUUUCCUUUCUGAUGUCUUGAGCUUCUAGCAUCUCCUUUUAUCUUGUCGGUAUUUGUUUUAAACACAUACCAUUCUAGUUUGUUAUUUUUAUUUGAUUCUCUUUCAGUGCGUCUUAACCUCAGCUGAUACAUCCUUUCAACAUGCAAAGCCAGACAUGAACUCAAGAACAUGCAUGCAGCAGUGAAGGGCAGAUGGAUACAGAUUUAUAGGUACAACAUUUACUAAAAUAUCUUCACUGAACAUAAACAUUUCCAUUCAGCAGUCAGAAAAAGUGUACACAAUCCUAUAUUGUAAUAUUGUAUGCUUUAUUAUACAUGUAUAUUAUACAUGUAUAAGAUGCACAAUGUAUAGCUGCUUGUAGUAGAAGAAAACAGUUUAUAAAAUCUUGGUAAUUACUGAGGAAAUUUUCUUACAUUGCAUUCCCAAGAUUCUGUACACAUGCAAUGACAACUAGUGAUUCCAGACCACAAGCUAUAUAAAAAAGCAUACCUAUAUACACAUUCUCACAUACCGAGGUUAAGGAUCCUAUGAGAUCAGCAUGACUUUUGCACGCUGCUGUAUUGCUUUUCUUCUCUCUGUCCUCUAUAUGGGGACAUUUUUCUCUCAUCUUUCUUCAUCAGCUACACGUGAGAGCUUCAAGGUGGUCUUUGCCCCUGUGGUGUGUAAAAGGACAUGUCACAAAGGCUAUUGUCAUAAUGUUUGCAAGCCAGGGAGCAACAUGACGCUUAUUGCUGAGAAUGGAGGCUCAACAGACACACUCACAGGAUCUGGAUUUCGAGUGGUGGUUUGCCCAAUACCCUGCAUGAAUGGUGGCCAGUGUUCUUCCAACAAUCACUGCCUGUGCCCACCUGAAUUCACAGGAAGAUUUUGUCAGUUCCCUGCUGUACCUGGUGGUAGUGGAUCACAAAGCCAGGGUGAGGUAAUGGAAACAGAAGGAAUAGAGCCAUCAUCAGGAAAACAUGCAGUAUAUGCUGUGCAAGUGAUUACUGGAGAUGAUGAUCCCGAAGGGAGAGGUGUGAAAAUCAGUCAGUCAGCUCUUACCGUACCACUGGGACCCGGACACAGUUCUGCAGAAGUUCAGGUCCUUCCACCUCUUCUAAAUGUCAGAGUUCAUCACCCACCCAAUGCAUCCAUCCAGGUUCACCGUAUUGAUAGCCUUGGACCUGAAGGAGCAACAGGAAGUGGAGGCCAGCAUAUAAUCCCACAUCCAGAGGGGAAUAAAGCAGCAUUAUCACGUCCCAUCACAUUCAAACCUCUAGGAAGAUGCUUUCAAGACACCUUGCCCAAGCAAGCUUGUGGUAGUAACCCUCUACCGGGACUCACCAAAGAAGAGGACUGUUGUGGCAGUGUUGGAACAGCAUGGGGACAGCUUAAAUGUAACAAGUGUCCACAUUUACCACAUGUUGGCACACAGAAAUCUGCACCAUUCCGAGGUGAAGUGGGCUCAGACUGUCCUCUGGGGUAUAAAAGACUUAACAGCACUCACUGCCAGGAUAUAAAUGAGUGCAGUAUGCAAGGAGUUUGUCAAAACGGUGAUUGUCUGAACACACAAGGUAGUUUCAGAUGUGCAUGUAAACAUGGAUACGUUUUUAUCUCCUCUCAGAUGCGCUGUACACAGGAGAAGUCUGAUGUGAAAAGUCUCUGCUACAGGCUUGUUGGAAUGGAUGGACAGUGCCAGCAUCCUAUUUCUAUCCGAAUGACCCAACAGCUGUGUUGCUGUAGUGUGGGAAAAGCAUGGGGACCUCAUUGUGAAGUUUGUCCUGCAGAGAGGACAGCCUCUUUUGCAGAGAUUUGCCCAGCUGGGAAAGGUUACCAUAUAUUCAGUACUCAUCACACAUUUAUGAUUCAAGGACAGAGUGAUAUUACUCUUCAUUUGCAGCCAGAUUUGGGUGACCAACAAGCCCUUCCUCCAAAAACUCUGGAUGUGGUUCAACCUCCAAACAUAUUGGAACUACAUUCACCUCAAAAGAUAUCUGAACUUGAUUCCUCUGAAGGACAGCGUGAAGUAACUGCAGCCAUGCUCCCAGCCUACAGCCUUAAUUCAGAAGAGGAACCAGUGGAUUUCCCAUCUGUAUUUCCACCAAAACCAGCACUUGUUUUGGAGCCCACAACAAUGGUUGUUCAAAAAAUACCUGCAGAGUAUGACACCCGAAGUGCUGCCGAAAUCGCUCCCACUCAGUUAACAGAAACCAAUGAGUGCAAGAUGAUCAGGAAUCUAUGUGGGCAUGGAGAGUGCAUAUCUACUCCUACAGGAUUCUACUGCAGCUGUCACCCUGGGUACUAUUCUGAUCCUGAGAAGAAAGUUUGUAUAGACAUUGAUGAAUGUAAAAGUGACCCAUGUGGUCAUGGAAAGGGAUUGUGUCUCAACACUGUUGGCUCAUUUAACUGUCAUUGUCAUCAUGGGUACAGACUGAAUGUAACACAUGGAUCAAGAUCUUGUGUGGAUGUUGAUGAGUGCUUACGGUCGGGAAUGUGUGGAGAAUCUCGCAGCUGUGUCAAUUUUCCUGGCUACUAUAAAUGUGAAUGUCAGACUGGAUACAAAAUAAAGAACAGAAGGCCUUUAUUGUGUGAAGACAUAAAUGAGUGUGCAACAUUACAGCCAUGUAUAGGGGGUCAAUGUAUAAAUACCCCUGGCUCCUUCCGAUGUGUGUGUCCUCCAGGUUAUAGACUGCACAAUCAACAUACAUGUCAAGAAAUAGAUGAAUGUUCCCUUUUCUCAGAAAUCUGCUCACCUCAUGGCAAGUGCGAGAAUCUAGAUGGAUCAUAUAUGUGUAUCUGUGACCCUGGCUAUGCACCUACUGAGGUCCACAAGAAAUGUGAGGGUGUUUCCCGUGGACUUGAUCUUCGAGACUGCUUGAGUCUGGAUGACACACUGUUCUGUGACAGUGUUCUUGCUGUAAAUGUAACAAAAGAGCAAUGCUGUUGUUCUUUGGGGGCAGGAUGGGGAGACCACUGUGAGAUAUAUCCUUGCCCCGUGCACAGCUCAGCGGAAUUCCUUACACUUUGUCCUGAUGGUGUUGGAUUUAUUGUUGACCUUGAUAUUAUGAGUUAUGGAAUCCCCACAUAUCGAGAUAUUGAUGAGUGUGAACUGUUUGGGCAAGAAAUCUGCAAAGAAGGAAAAUGUGUGAACACGCAGCCCAGCUAUGAAUGUUACUGCAAACAUGGCUACUACUAUGACACCCGUUUACUGCAAUGUAUGGAUGUGGAUGAAUGCGUAGAUGAGUCUAAUUGUGUCAAUGGUCAGUGUAUCAACACUCGAGGCUCCUUCUAUUGCCGUUGCCCACUACAUAUGCAGUACCACACAGAACACAAGCUUUGUGUGCCCAAUACUGAGCUAGAUGUUGAUAAAUGUCAGGAUAGAGGAUUGUGUCGCAAUGGUCGCUGUGUAAACGCCCCUGGAUCCUUCUAUUGCGAAUGUACCCCUCCAUGGACACUGGAUACUCUGGGAAGGCAUUGUAAUCGCCCUGACAUACAGUCAGAUCGCACAGAAGCACUGGAUAUCUGCUGGAGGAUGAAAGGCACAGAUGGGAUCUGCACGCAUCCAAUUAGUGCUCACCGAGUAUCACUGAAUGAAUGCUGCUGUGGACAAGGGCAGGGAUGGGGACCUAUUUGUCUUUCCUGUCCACCUAGGCAUGCUCUGUCAUGUUCAGUUUCUCAUAGUGGGGCCAAUUCAUUCUGGGAAUUCAAUGCACACCAUGUAAAGAAGUCUCGAAGAGGUGGAGAUAGUUCAGAAGAGGAGUCAAAUGAGUGCUCUUGUGUGAAUGGUCGCUGUGCGAAAGGCUCACAUGGAUUUUCAUGUGAGUGUAAUGGAGGCUUCCAGCUAGACAUUACUCGGACGAGGUGCAAUGAUAUGACUAAAAUCCGACAGAGAAACCCGAGGGGGAUCUCUUGUAAAAACAGCAGAUGUUUAAACACAAUUGGAUCGUUUCGAUGUGUGUGUAAACUAGGAUAUACAAGAUCUCGACACCCACACAUCUGCAUACCUCAGAGGAAAAGAUGACCCGGUGACUACAGUGGUCAAGAACUAUAAGUGAAAAAUGCCUGCAAAAAAAGUUUUCUACAGCAGGGCACUGCUUCUUUAUUAUUCAAGUCAAUAUGCUUAUUUAUAAAAAAAAAGGAAUUUGUACAUGACCCACAUGUACAGCCCUAAAGCGUAAUGUUUUAUAUAUUCAAAUCCAAAUACUUCUGCAAAAUAGGAACCACUGUGUAUGUGUGGUUCAGUAUGCAUAUGCAGAUUGUUUAUGUAUAGACAUGCAUAUUUAUAGAAUUCAGACCUACAUUUACAUUUAGUUAGUGUCUGUGUAUAUUAUUACAAAUGUGAGAACUCAAGGUUCUAACUGUAGCCAUAGAAAUUUAAUAGGGUUAUAUGAUUACACAAAGAGUAAAGGUGUUCAGUUGCCUAGGAAGCCUAAAAGGUAUGCCUUUUCAUUAAUGCAUUUUCAGUAAGUACAGAAAUAUCCAUUGGUCUUGCCAGAAAUGCAGUGUUCUUGUCACUUCCUGUGAGCUAAAAUAAAAAUGAAGUUCUCUUCCUUUUGUAAA